UCCACACCAGGCUGCUCUUCCAUGGGUUCAUCCUCACCUUCCCAGGCCCCAACACUCUGGGCCAUGCUACCUCCCUGUGGGUGCUACCCCCUUGCUCCACUACCCUGUUUUAAACUCUGACUCCCCACACCGAUGGCCCCCAGUCCCCUCCCCAUUCCGUGCAGACACCCUUAUCACCUCCUUGGGCUCUGACCACCCCCACGAGCAUGGAUGCCUACCUUGCCCCUCCCCCCUGAAUUAUUCAGGAAGAAAGGAAGGGAAGAGCAGAGGAAGGGCAAAUUCCACCCUCUUAGCCACUGUGCACGCCUAUUCCUGAAGUCAGGCUGUCACGCAAUUUUUGCAUUCUCUCAUUUACACACAUUCCUGACUUACUUGAGAGCUCCUGGAGGCCAGAUGUCCUCUCCAUCUUCACACGCACAAAGGCCAGCAGAGGCCAGGCUUAGACUGAUCACUCAACAUGCCUGUUGGAACACUGUGUGAAUGGAUGCCCUCUGCUCUAAUCCUAAUUUUCAAAACUAUCCUUCCAAUUCUAUUCUGGGGAUAAAAGGUCAGAGCCUGACGCUGGCUCCCCCUCCAGUCUCCCUCAAGCCAGAUGGGGAGGCAGGAACAACUGUGAUCCCUCCCCAACCUGAGUGGAGAUUUCCGACCCAGCUGUCACAGCUCGAAGGGAGCCAAGGUGACCGAGGGAGAGGCCAAGAGAGGCAGGAAGUGUUGGCAAAGGAGUGGUAGGGAAGCUAAGGAGGCUGAGCCACCAAGGAGGACAGGAAGGAGGGGGAGCCGUCUUGAGAUUGGCGCCUGGUGAGCUCUGCCCUGCCGCCUCCAUGCAGUUUCCCAUGGGCCCCGCCUGCAUCUUCUUAAGAAAAGGCAUCGCUGAGAAACAGCGGGAAAGACCACUGGGACCAGAUGAGAUUGAAGAGCUCCGGGAAGCAUUUCUUGAGUUUGACAAGGACCGAGAUGGGUUCAUCUCUUGUAAGGAUUUGGGGAAUCUCAUGAGGACAAUGGGUUACAUGCCCACGGAGAUGGAACUGAUUGAACUGGGCCAGCAAAUUCGCAUGAACUUGGGUGGCCGUGUAGACUUUGACGACUUUGUGGAGCUGAUGACCCCCAAAUUGCUUGCAGAAACAGCUGGGAUGAUCGGUGUCCAGGAGAUGCGAGAUGCCUUCAAGGAAUUUGAUGCCAACGGAGACGGGGAGAUCACCCUGGUGGAACUGCAGCAGGCCAUGCAGAGGCUCCUGGGAGACAAGCUCACGCCCCAGGAGAUCUCCGAGGUUGUCCAGGAAGCUGACAUUAACGGAGAUGGCACCGUCGACUUUGAAGAGUUUGUGAAGAUGAUGUCUCGUUGAGGAGAUUCUGGAAUCCCCAGUCGCUCUCCACCUGGCCAACGUGGAUCAAGCCCUGGGGGAGGACCACAUCCCCACGGGCCCUCACUGGAGAGAGGGUGGGAGGGGGUGUGGAGACUGGCAUUGCAGUGCUAUGGCUUGAGGUUAGAUUAGAAAUGAUAGCUUUCGCCAGAUGGGGUACGGGUUACAUCUCUAGAACUAGAUUAAGAAGGAAGAGUCCGUGUGUGGAAUUGUGAACAGUACUGGGGUCUAGUUGCUGCUCCCCAAAUUCCAAAGACUAAUGACAUCUUUCAACUUCAUGUAAUCCUAAAUCCCUAUAACCUGCCAGAGUCUCUUCCCUCAGUUCCUCUGGGUGAAAAUGGUUUUUUCUCCUGUUAGACUUAGACAGUUCAGCACAGAGUCUACCCUUCUCCCUUCUUGUUUCAACUGCUUCAAAUCCACUGUUUCUUUCUCUUGGUAAAAGGAGGCAUGUGAAUCAUGAGGCUAGAAACAGGGUUCUCGAUAAAACUGGGCUUGGAAAUGGUUAAUUAAAGAGGCAUCCAUAUAUUCCAAUAAAAAGCUUUAAAAGGAAAAAAGAGGCAUCCAAAUGAGCUUAACAGCCCUGCCCCCUCUCCGCUCCCUUCCUUGAUUUCCUGGAAACACAGUCUGUUUUUAUCUCUCUUUUAUCCUACUUCCUUCUCCUUGUGUCAGAUACUCAGGCCACUGAAUUAAAUCACAAAUCUGGAUUAUCAGGUUUAGAGCAAGCUGAUCCCCCAGGGAAUUAAUCCCCCCUGAAAUGACAUCAUGCAGAGAGAGAGAGGAUGGGCACCUUCAAAUCCUCGACUCAGUCAGGUCACCGUUAAGUCAUUCCUGGAAGCCCCCUGCCUCUGCAUCGGUCUGCCCUGGGCUGCUCAGAGACAUUCUCUCUCUUAGAUGGGAAGUUGAUCCCCUCCCUCACAUCCUGACCCUGAUCUGUGCUGGGAAAUUGGAAAGAUAUAUUCCUCCUUACCUCUGCCUGUGAGCAGGGCACUUCAGUAAUGCCAAGGUCCUCCAAAUAAAUGUUCAUUUGACACCUUCUUCCGAGUUCUUCUCACUUUUAAAGUCCAUUUAGUACAGAUGUAGAGAGUGGGCCACCUAGUUCAAUAGCCUCCUUUUAUAAAAUUUUAAUUUAAAUUUUAAAAAGUGGAACCAGAAUAUUUCCUAACUUCACUGAGGAAAUAACAUUCUCCUUCACCGUUCUUCACUAUUCCGAGACCAUUUUAUUUUUAACUUUCUUCAUUCCUUCCAUCCCCCUUUCCCCUUCCUUCUUUCCCUGAGUCCACUCUUCAUUUAUUCGACAGCAGCAUCUAAAGUGCCCUCUAUGUGCCAGGCACUCGUCCAAGCAUGAGGCUAUAACUGAAUAAAAUAGCCCCAAACCCCAGACUCCAAAAGCUUCCAUUAUAAUGGGAAGAGACAGACACAGGACAAAAUAAAUGAGUAAAUAUAAUCACAACUCGAAGGUUAGAAGGUGAUAAGAGUUAUGGAGGAAAUGGAGCAGGAAUGGGGUUAAAGGAUGGGAAGGCUCUGGGGAUGGGGAAGAGUUGCCAUUCUAUGUAGGGACAUCAGGGAGUUUAUGAAGCCCUGGGGGCGUGUCCGGGGAAAGACAUUUCAGACACAGUGUAGGGCAAAUGCAAUGGCCCUGAGGCAGGAAUUGUACCUGGAGUGUUGGGUAGGUGGUCUGGGGUCUGAGCAGAUCAGGGGUUAAAUUAUGUAAGUAUGUUCUUAGAGACCAUUUUGAGGACCUUGGAGGGUUUGGAGCAGAGAAGUGACAUAGUCCAGAUCACCUUAUUUUUUUUUUUUUUCUGGCCAUGUAGCAUAUGGGAUCUUAGUUCCCUGACCGGAGAUCAAACCUGUGCCCCCUGCAGUGGAAGCUCAGUGUCUUAACCUCUGGACCGCCAGGGAAGUCUCCCAGAUCACACUUUAAAAGAUGACUUCAACAUCCUGUCUCAUCCAUCCCAUCCCAUCUCUACAGUCAUCCAUCCACCCAUCCAGUCAUUCAUGCACCUGUUCAAUAUAAUAUUUGCUGAGUCUGUACUAUAUGCCUGGCAUUGUUCCAGGUGAUGGAAAUAGAGCAAGGAUAAGGUACUUGACCUCAAGGAGCUUGUAUUCUAGAGCCCUGCAAGCCAAAAAGAUCUUCUGCGAUGGUGGACAUUCUCUAGAUCUGCACUGUCCAACAUGGUAGCCACCAGCCACGUGUUGCUAUUCCGUAUUAAAUGUAGUGAGUGAGGCUGAGAGACUGGGUUUCAUUUUAUUUUUAUUUCAUUAAGUUAAUAACGUUUUGUUAAUACAUUAUUGGCUUUAUGAAUUACUUGUUAAAUUUAAAUAGCCCCAUGUGGCUGGUGGCUACCAUAUUGGACAGUACGUGUUCAUGCUGUGAGCCUGGGAGUGUUCCAGGUCCUGGAGGUAGCCGGGUGACAAGGUCUUUGCUUUCUUGGAGCUUACAGUCCAGUGUUAGGGGAGAAGACAAAAAUAAUCACUUAAGAGAAGUUCAGACUGGGCUGAAUCCUUUGAGGAAGUGGAGUGGUUACAUCAAGAGAAUUCGGGGAAGGCACAAGGGUAGUUUAAUUAGCUAGAAGGGUCUGAAAGGGCAUUUCUUAGAGACAGCCGUCUCCGGUUGGGCUCCCAGGGUUUCUCCUUUGAGAGUGGAGUCGAGCCUGCAGGAAGUUUAUCAAUGACUGUCCUUGGGAUGGGUACCUGGGGAAGGAACUGGGAUUGGGCAGAAGGAGAAGUUGAAAGGCGAUGCAAACUCCACAAUCUCAGCCGAGUGCACAGGAGCUCUUGACACAGCUCUUCUGACUUGUCUCAUUUGGGUUGAAACAGCUGGGUCUUUAAACCUGCCCUUGGUCAGUUCUUGCAUAUGGACUGCCUGGGGAAGGGCAUGACCUUGGGCAAGGGAGGCUACUCUGCAGUUAGGGACAUCCCUGAUUCAGGGCUGACCACUGAAGGCUGCCUGCAGAUGGCACUCCCCAGAGCUGGGGGACAUGUAUUUUGUGGAAGGGGGAUCUGGUGACACAUCUCACUCUCCAUCACGGGGCGUUUCAACAGAGACUGAACGAGGUGAGGAGGAGAGCUACAGGAGCACGAGAGGGGAAAGGGAACCCUGGCACCAGCAAGGCAGAGGCUGGAGAGAGCUUGGUGGGUUCAAGGAACAGAGCAGCAGCUUGUGUAUCGUGAGUGAAGGGCACAGAGGUAGAAAAUGGGAUGAGGGAAGGCUCUAAGCAAAGGAUGGAGAUGUGGAAUCUGGGAACAGGAAGACUAUGUUUACGAUGGUAUAUUUAUAUGCUUGAGUGAGGAUCUACGCUCUGGCUGUUAAGCUAAAGUGAGAAAGAUCUACCAUUCAAUUUUCAGGUUUCUCUCACAUCUAUGCAACCUCACGUUAAUUUGACCAUCAGAUUGGAACUGAAUAAGGCCAAAUGGCUAAAAUCUAUUCCUGAUGUCUGGUUGUAGUGAGGGACAAUGGUAGUAGUUGCUCAGAGGGUUUUUAUGAAGGAGGAGGACAGAGACGGAGAGAAGGAGAAGGAUGGGGAGGGGAAGGGGGAGGUGGAG
Molecule: messenger RNA, 4904 nt
Organism: Hippopotamus amphibius kiboko
Lineage: Eukaryota; Metazoa; Chordata; Mammalia; Artiodactyla; Hippopotamidae
Gene: CABP5
Product: calcium binding protein 5
Exons: 6
Coding region: 822-1343 (173 amino acids)
Molecular function (GO): calcium ion binding
Source: RefSeq, a predicted model, not a curated record